Molecule: messenger RNA, 1965 nt
Organism: Cyanidioschyzon merolae strain 10D
Lineage: Eukaryota; Rhodophyta; Bangiophyceae; Cyanidiales; Cyanidiaceae
Product: similar to Muconate cycloisomerase related protein
Exons: 1
Coding region: 1-1965 (654 amino acids)
Molecular function (GO): 6-phosphogluconolactonase activity; protein binding
Source: RefSeq, a predicted model, not a curated record
AUGCGCUCCGACUCAGUGCGUCUUGUCAGUACAACUUUUCCGAGUCUAGUAGAUAUUCACAGGAAUAUUCAUGACGCAGUUACAGUGCAAGCUGAGCUCUUGAGAGCUGCUUCGCCACGCGCAACUCCAGUGAUGGCUGGUGCGCGCUCCCCAAUCGCUAAAGCCUCACCGCGUCCUCGCACGGUCGUGUACUUUGGCACGUACACGCGUGUGCUACACCACAGUCGUGGGACCGGAAAAGGUGUGUUCGGGUUUUGGUUGGACAACGACACAGGCUACCUGGCUCCUCUUAAAACUGAUUCCCCGGAGGAGGCUGACGAGUCUGGACUCGUCGUCCGUGCUGACGGGCUACUGUGUCCAGCGUAUUUCUGUCGCGAUCGUGGCCCUUCAGGCGAGUACCUCUGGGCAGUCAAUGAAACGUCCAAGUUCGACUAUGCUCGCCCGGAUAUUUUCGGGUCGGUGACCCUGUUCCGCUGGCUGCGGCGCGAGGGCGGCCUGCUAGAGCGGCUCGGAGAGUUUGCGACCGCGGGACACGGCGCUUGCCAUCCGUGGACGGAUCACCUUGGACGGUUUCUUCUUAUAGCAAACUACUGGAGUGGAUCUGUUGUGGUCUUCCAUAUCGAGCGUGAGGCAGUGGAGCGUGAGCAUACGACGAGUCCACGUCUGCACCUGGUGCAGCAUGUGCAGUUUAUAUCCCCAGUCGAUGCAGUCGACGAGGAAACGAAACCGUGCGCAGCGUCGCUCCUAGGUCUCACUGAAGCGAUGCAACAGGCACAGAAAGCAAAAUCAAGUCUCUUGGGUUUCCGCCGCGAUCGGCAGGAUGGACCACACUCACACCAGAUCGUGGUUGACCCCACCGAGCGCUUCCUCUAUGUCCCAGAUCUAGGAACGGACCGCAUCUAUCAAUUUAUCCUCCGGUUUGAUGAGGUAGCUUCCGAGCUGGCACACGGAAAAGACCAAGAGUCUCUGCGGUGCGUACCGCACGCUGCGUUAUCGGGAAGCGAUGCGCAGUUGUGUACAGAGGCACAGGAUGCUGUCGCUGCGCAUGUACGGGGCACAUCGCCUGGUCCUGAUGAGCAGAACGGUCGCCCCAUUCAAGCGCAGCAGCAGCGUUUCAUCACUCCGGCUGGUGUGGUGUCUGACUACCCGUUCCAAGCGCCCCAGGGUGGCGUACUGUACCAGACCGAGUUCGCACGAGCCACCGGGACGGCGUGCUGUCUCCUGCCGCAUCCCUCUGCGGCGUUCGUUUCCGUGCCGCCGAGCGGUGCGGGACCUCGCCACAUGUUGUUGCAUCCAUCUGGCCGUUGGGCGCUCGUUCUCUGUGAACUGAACGCGACCCUGCUGUGCUACGCCUGGGACGGACCAACGCCAGUGGAGACGGUGCUUGGGCAUCAGACUGCCAGCGGGCUGCUGUCGAGCACGCCUGCGUCCAUGUUGGACUUGCUCCCGGCCCACUAUCGUCAGAGGUACUCGCCGGAAAUACUGCACCAGUACAACAUCUCGUCGGCGUUGCGUCUGCAUCCAUUGAGAACGGAUCGGCUCUAUGCGAGCAACCGUGGACACGACUCAGUUGCGGUUAUCGAGUUCUCCGAACAGAAUGGCUGUAUGCGGAUUCUGCAGUGGGUUCCGUCUGGUGGACGCACCCCACGUGAUAUCGCCCUGGAUCCCCGCGCAGAGUUCCUCUACGUGGCUAACCAAGAUUCAGAUCGAGUAGCGGUGUUCAAGCUGGAUCCCGAUACUGGCUUGGUUUUGUCGACUGGCCACCAUGCGCCAUGUCAUGAACAAGCUGCAGAUGCUGGUCAGAGUGCCGACUUGGGCGCUGCACCAAAUCCCGAACAAGAUGGCAUGUCCGCGGACUCAAUGGAUGAUCUAACGCUUGCGGGCUGCGAACAACGGUGCACACCUUACCAAACGCUCUCGAUCCGCGAGCCUUGCACGGUAUUCGUCGAGGAGGUACCCCUCUAG